AUGACAUACUGUACAUACAUCAUGAAGGACGAAUCAUUGAUCAAGAAGAGAUUUAGUUUCAGUAAAAUCGGAUUAAAUGGGUUCCUCGGCAUGUUUUAACCUCUGGUUUUAACUCGACGACAUGAUAGGUAUAAAGUUGUGACGCUCCUGCCCUGCAUGGUUUUAGUGACUUUUGGCCUCCAGGCUAAAAUGGGUCGUUGUACCUGUCGAAAAGACAUAAUGUAAUGGGUAUUCUUCGACAAUUAAACAGACUCCAACAGGAGUGACACCGGAGAGAGCAGGAACUGGUUCUCUCGCCUCGCCGGUGCUGCUGCUGCUGCUGCAACACCUUGAACCCACAGCUGACUCACGACACGGCCCACUCCUGAUUCUGCUGGAAUAACACACCACUGUGACCUGCUUUUCACACAACUUGAAAAGGCUUUAACACUUGGAGAGAGCACAGCCUCCUCGCCAAUGGCAAGUCCGGCUGCAGUGAUAGGACCGUCUCAUCAGCAUCCCCCUCUGACCGAGUCCGCUGCAGACUCUGCGUUUCAGGAGGCACAGAAAUGGAUAGAGGCUGUGACAGGAAGAUGCUUUGGUGACAAGGACUUUAGAGGAGGCUUGGAGAAUGGGAUACUGCUGUGCGAGUUGCUCAGCUCCAUUAAACCCUGCCUGGUGAAGAAAAUCAACAGACUUCCAACACCAAUAGCUGGCCUGGACAACCUGAGUGUGUUUCUGCGAGGCUGUGAGGAGUUGGGACUGAAAGGCUCCCAGCUGUUUGACCCUGGAGACCUGCAGGACACGUCGACACGCCCCACUGCCAAGGGAAGUGACUGCGGCCGAAAGCUCAAGAAUGUUCUAAUCACCAUCUACUGGUUGGGUCGAGCUGCCAACGGAUGCACCUCCUACAACGGGCCCACGCUGGACCUGAAAGAGUUUGAGGGCCUACUGUCACAGAUGAGAAAGGAGGCGGAGGAGGCAGAGAGCCCUAAACGUAACAUCCGAGACAGCGGCUACAUCGACUGCUGGGACUCUGAGCGCAGUGACUCUCUCUCCCCGCCACGGCACGGCCGCGAGGACUCGUUCGACAGUCUGGACUCCUUCGGCUCACGCUCACGACAGACCCCGUCACCGGACGUCCUGGUCACCCGCGGCAGCAGUGAUGGCCGCGGCAGUGACUCAGAGUCCGACGGCCCGCCCCACAGGAAGAUACCAGAUGUCCGAAAAGACGACAUGCUGGCACGGCGGACAUCCAUCAGUGAGCCUAAAACCGCCAUGCCCUUUAACCAGUACCUGCCUAACAAGAGCAACCAGAGUGGAUACAUGCCCACGCCACUCCGCAAGAAGAGGAACGACAAAGAGGAGGGAGCACGCAAGAGCUGGAGCACUGCAACUUCCCCUGUAGGGGGAGAGAGACCACUGAGGAGUGUGAGUAUGAUCGACAUGCGUGGGGAGGAAGAUUCAUUAAUGCAGCCCCACAGUCAGGUGCGUCAUGAACUGAUGCACAACCAGUACAACAAGAUGAAAGAAGAGGAGGAUCACUGGCAGGAUGACCUGGCCCGGUGGAAAAAUCGGAGGAGGAGUAUUUCCCAGGACCUCAUCAAGAAGGAGGAGGAGAGGAAAAUGAUGGAGAACUUGAUGUCAGGAGACCCCUGUAUCGCAGUGAGGAGGAGAAGCAUCAAGACCUACAGAGAGAUAGUGGAGGACAAAGAGCGACGUGAGGAGGAUCUUCGCAAUGCCUACAGACGAGCCAGAACCCCUGAUGAGGCGUCAUCCAUCCUCCAACGUUACGCCCAGCGUUUCUCCAUCAGUGAAUCGGUGCUGGAGCGCCUACAGCUGCCAAAGCUGCUGGACCGCAGCAUAUCUGCUGAUCCCUCCUAUCCCUGCUCGCCCUUCCCUCUCUCCCUGUCCCCCUCCCCGAUGACCCCAGACCCCUUCGACAUGGACCCCAACGGGCCCAUGAAAUAUCUGCGCCAGCAGUCAGCUCCGGCUCCCAAGUUCACGUCCACACUGGAGGCGCGAAUCGAGGAGUUUCCCAAAGACUCCUCACACCAGCGGCCUCAGAUCCGUUCUCGCUCGUCCGAGCCACCAUCCAAUAGAGGCCUGUCGCCAAAACCGGUGCCUUUGCUGACGCCCAAGCCUUACUUCCAGUCUCGACCCACAGCGGCUGAUUGGCCUAACAAGGGCGAUGGUUUGCUUCGAGUCAACGGCGACAUAGGAAGUGCUCCAACCUCGCCUGAAAGUCAAGGAAGGGAAUCUCCACCUCAGUUCCAGGCUUCCCCUUCCCAAACCACCAACAGCACGGUGGACGCUCCCUCGUCAGCAGCCGUAACAACGCACAGUCCACCUGCCUCAACUGUAGGAGAAAGCUCGGUGUCAACAAAGACAAAGGAGGCACCGAGAGGAACAGAGACUGUCUCUAAGGACAACCGAGAAGAAAAAGUCAUCGAGCAUUCAUCACCCAGCCGGCCCACCUCGCUCCCAUCGGAGCUGCAGAAGCCAGAAGAGAGCUUUGUGAAGUCCGGAAAGCAGUCUGUAACUGCCCCAGAAAAGUCCAACACUGCAGCUCAGCAAAGGAUGACUGCAGAAGCCAAAAGAGAUCAAAUAAAAUCUGAACCAUCAGGUCAGAAAACCCAAAACCCUGUCCAGCUAGGAGCAAACAAACAACAAACUCAGCAAGUCUCUUUACAGACAAACGUUCCCGGCUCCCAAGAGUCGUCACAUAGGAAGGAGGAUUUACCGAGCUUGGCUGCACCGGGAUCGUUUGGAUAUCACCCACCAAAGGAGACAACAGCAGAGUUUGAAAACACUGUCAGGUCUCCUCUGGCAACCAGCAACCCUAAGUUACGCUGGGAGUUCUUCGCUCCACCAGAAGGGACAGAGAAGGAUUACAGAGGAAACGAGAAGUACCGGCGCGAGCAGGAGAAGCUGAAGGAGGAGUGGGAGAAGGCACAGAGGGAGGUGGCAGAAGAGGAAAGGAAGUAUCACGAGGAGGAGCGCAGAAUCCUGGAGGAAACUGUGGCCCCUCUGACUCCCCGCUCCUCUGCCCUGCCCUCUCCCAGCCGAGGGGAGCUGUCCUCAACCCCGGCCCCACAGGACACCAUCGUCCGCUCGCUGGCGGACUGGGAACGCAAGCAGGAGCUUCUGGAGAGGCAGUCGAAGGGGAGCACAGAGAGCGUGGAGUGGAGAAGAAGAGAAAAUGACAGGACCAGUGACAUCAGCACUGCUGACGACAGCAUGAAAACAGCCAGGAGCUCGGUGAGCCAGAGCAACAGUCAGCCAGAAACGUUCAGUCACAACCUGCAGAACGGCCAAAAACUUCCCCAGAUGUCUGCCAAAUCCUCGACUCCUGUGAAGAAACAACAGCAACCAACAGCUGACGGGGGCAAGCCCGGCCGGCCUGCAGGAGACAGGAGGAUUGGUCCCAUUGAUAAUAACAAGGGACACAGCCCAUCCAAACCCCCCGCAGCAUGUCCACCACCUCCAGACACACUGCCUCCAGCACCCAACAGGUCUGUCAGCGGGAAGAAGCUCUGCUCCAGCUGUGGGCAGCCGUUAGGAAAAGGAGCGGCCAUGAUCAUAGAGACGCUCAGCCUCUACUUCCACAUUCAGUGCUUUAAGUGUGGGGUGUGUAAGGGACAGUUAGGCGACACGACCACAGGGACAGACGUCCGGAUCCGAAACGGCCUCCUCAACUGCCACCAGUGCUACAUCCGCUCCCGCUCGGCCGGACAACCAACCACGUUGUGACGCUCAACAGAAAGCACAAGGUUCACGGAUGAAACCCCCGUCUCUUUUUAAAACCGAUUAUCUGCAAAUCAUGUCCUUCACAGCGUGUCGGGAUCUUUGCAUCCUCUGCAGUUCAAUAACCAAUGAAGAUUCAUCACGGUGGGGAGGCAAACGGGGAUCUGGGGACAGUCUCAAGAAAAAAAAUAUCUAUUCUUCGUGUUUAUGUCAUCUAAUACGUGAGUGGAAUCUGGAUUUGAUUGGUCCAUGCACCACCACCACCACCACCACAGACUCUGUUUCAUUGUGCAGAGAGUGAGUAGGAGGGAGACUCUUCUGGGGUGGGGCCUUGUUGGAAACACAAUAACAUCCUCGUCAUGCAUUGAACACAGGUAGGCUGUACAGAGUGGACUCUCAGAACCAAAACGUGGUGUUCAGGGCUCCUUCAAGAAGAAUCCGAUUCUAUUUCUCUGGUUGGAUCAAACAUUUACCUUCAAAUUCCAUAUAAUGGAAAUGCAGUAUAUCAAAGGAAUCACUUUUUUAUCAUGAAGAAAGAUUUUCUUAUUGAGUAGUGAUCAAAAUAAAGAACUGGAGUGAAAACUGGACAUGUGGUGAGGCAGCUCAGACUGGAUCUUUUUAGUUUCUAAUAACAGGCUGGAUCUACAAACAGUAAUCAACGCCCCCUCACAGACAUAAACUACUAAAUACAAACAAACAAACUAAAUAAAGUGCUUCAAAGGUCACUCUAAACCCUCUUUUUGAUUUAAAAGACACUACUUACAAUUAUCCCAUCUCCCGGUUCUUCACAGUGACCUCCCGUGUCCUCUCUCUCAUGUGCUCUUUAAUAAAUCAGCUUCUUAUUUACACACAUAUUAUGGAUGUAGUUUCAUCAUUAGGGCAAUAACAAGACUCGUGAGCUGUGUCUGUGGUUUUCGGGUCACAGCGGGUUGCUCCUCGCUCAGCUCGGAAAGUCAGGACUUCAAUGUGCCUUAGAGGAAAAGCAAGGUGAUGCAGGAAUGAAAACAAACACCAGCUGUUUGGUGUUUCUUUCUUCUUUUCUUUCUUUUUUUGUUGAAGGUGUAGGGAGGGAUUUUGGCCAAAUUUGAACUCUUAAACUGCAGACACACACGCUGCGGCCCUCCCUGACAUCACGCUUUACUUCAGUGGAUAAGCACUUCUUUUAUUUGACAUAAGAAUCACCCUUUACUUUCCCCUGUCUGUGAUUUUCUCAGAGCUUUGCAGUGACAGAAACAAGCAGGUCGGAGGAACACACUUGUUGUCUAUUUGGAGAAAUAAAGAGUAUGUUAUCAUCAGGCCGGGGGAAACCAUUGAUUUAACUUUGAAUGUUUUAUUCUAGAGCGAAAUAGAUUCUGUAAGCUAUUAAUGAGGUAAUUUUGAUAUAUGCUCCGUGGUAGGAUUCAUUUCUAAAGAUUAAAAAAGACAAACAUCGACAGUACAUGUUACAACCAGUGAAGCCGCAGAGGUAAUAUGAACAAACUUACCAGCAGCAGUUGCACUUGUGCAAUAUCGGGUUGGAUGAGAACUACAGAUCCGUGCUGCCAUCUGCACAUUGAACUCACUUGCCUCUUUUUUUUUCUUUCUUUUGAACUCGUAAGAGAGAUUGGUUAUGUAUCGUGGAUGUUUAAAAAAAAAAAAUGCACGUUAAGCCUAAAACCAAAUGAUUUGCUGUAUGAAAGCAAACUAGCAGCCUCUUCCUCCUCCUUUAGCAAAGCUUCUCCUCUGGGUUCAUUUCUCUGAUCUACAGUAUUUUUAAGCUUCUGUUCCGAUUGUGUAUUUUUAUUUUUUAUCCUCAUUUAGUUCUUAAAUAAAUCUCAGCUGAGUCUCUUAUAGCGGGAUCUUUGAGACGGAGCUCUAUAUCCAGACGGUCUUCUUAACAGGAUAGUUGGGGAAUGAAACCUUUUAUGUCUGUUCUGUAUUUAUUGUAAUAUUCACCUGAACACUAUCCGAAAUAUAGAUACAUUUGAUGUUUAAAUGCAAUGGCAUUUAUAGCAUACUGUAUGUUUAUAAAUAAAAUGUUAUACAUUCAAA
Notolabrus celidotus (New Zealand spotty) is the source of this 5757-nucleotide messenger RNA. Its product is annotated as LIM and calponin homology domains-containing protein 1-like. The record is from RefSeq and is a predicted model, not a curated record. Gene Ontology annotation, biological process: regulation of focal adhesion assembly; positive regulation of stress fiber assembly. Gene Ontology annotation, molecular function: myosin II head/neck binding. Bases 457 to 3732 code for a protein of 1091 amino acids. The transcript is spliced from 26 exons. Gene Ontology annotation, cellular component: stress fiber. NCBI's taxonomy places the organism in Eukaryota, Metazoa, Chordata, Actinopteri, Labriformes, Labridae.